Archocentrus centrarchus (flier cichlid) is the source of this 3474-nucleotide messenger RNA. It is a transcript of the gene nek4, whose product is annotated as NIMA-related kinase 4. The transcript is spliced from 16 exons. Bases 234 to 2906 code for a protein of 890 amino acids. Lineage: Eukaryota; Metazoa; Chordata; Actinopteri; Cichliformes; Cichlidae. The record is from RefSeq and is a predicted model, not a curated record. Gene Ontology annotation, molecular function: ATP binding; protein kinase activity. Gene Ontology annotation, biological process: protein phosphorylation.
CUACCAGUUGCCUAGUGACGAAAAAACUAUCCAUCGCUGCUGAUUUCCUGCGUUUCCAAAAUGUCAUCCCUGCCGCUGAGCUAGCGGGAAGUUUUUUUUACCCCCUCCAGUAGAUUUCGCGUGUUUGCGUCGCAUUCACAGCUCGAUGUGGGACUGAAUCCGGGCAGUAUCCUCGGCCGGAGGGUCCCGUAACAUUUCAGCGUGUCGGGCCGCGUUAUGAAGCGUUUUGAGGAAUGAUGAAUGAUUAUGCUUUCAUCAGGGUCGUUGGGAAAGGGAGCUAUGGGGAAGUGAACUUGGUGAAACACAAAACAGACCGAAAACAGUAUGUUAUAAAGAGGUUGAAUUUGACCACCUCCUCCAAGCGAGAACGGCGUGCUGCAGAGCAGGAGGCGCAGCUGCUGUCCCAACUGCGGCACCCCAACAUUGUAACUUAUAAGGAGUCCUGGGAAGGAGAUGACUGUCAGCUGUACAUUGUGAUGGGUUUCUGUGAAGGCGGGGACCUCUAUCACAGGCUUAAAGAACAAAAAGGAGAGCUGUUACCCGAGAGGCAGGUGGUGGAGUGGUUUGUCCAGAUAGCCAUGGCACUACAGUACCUUCAUGAGAGGAACAUUCUUCAUCGGGACCUUAAAACACAGAAUAUCUUCCUGACAAAAACCAACAUAAUUAAAGUGGGGGACCUUGGCAUUGCACGAGUAUUGGAGAACCAUAAUGAUAUGGCCAGCACACUCAUAGGGACCCCAUACUAUAUGAGUCCAGAACUCUUCUCUAAUAAACCCUACAACCACAAGUCAGAUGUGUGGGCCCUGGGCUGCUGUGUGUAUGAGAUGUCCACACUGAAACAUGCCUUCAAUGCGAAGGACAUGAACUCGCUGGUGUAUCGUAUCGUAGAAGGAAAGCUGCCACAGAUGCCCAGUAGGUAUGAUCCUCAACUUGGAAAUUUGAUCAAGAGCAUGCUGUCUAAGAAACCGGAUGACAGGCCUGAUGUCAAACUCAUCCUCCGGCAGCCCUACAUAAAACGACAAAUUGCCAUGUUCCUUGAGGCAACAAAAGAAAAAACUGCCAAAUCAAGAAAAAAGCCCGUUGGUGGCAGUGAUGACUGUGGGGCCAACAGUGUGUCACCUGUGACAUCAUGCCAGCCAAAACCUGAGAGGCUGCAUCCCAGUCCACAACCUGAGCCUCUCGCCAGGGUAAAGCGGAAAGAAGACAAAUCACAACACUUUAAAGGUCGGAAUGGUGUGGUAGACUGCACUCCCAUCCAGACACCUCUGCCAGUCAAGCCUUCUUCGCCUGAUGCUCUCAAAGCAUCUCUGCUUACUGUCAGCAACAUUGAUAUUGAUAUCCCUGUGCAGCAGGACAAUGACCUGAAACGGAGACAGGUGCAGGGGCCCCAGUCUGUUGUGUCACACCACCGGGCAGCUAAUGAACCUCUCAUUCACAGUGUGUGCAAAGACAGCAAGGGCAGAGGGAAACCAGAUCCCUCUCCCCCUCCUUCUCCAGUUAAGCCCCCUCUGAAGUCCGCAUCAGGUGUUUGCAGUAUGGGAGGAGACGAGGGGAGGGCAACCAAUGAAUUGUCGAACAUUUCACAACGGGCCACACCGAACCCUGGGGACACGUUUUCUAUCUUAGGGGAGAAAAAGAUGUCAGAUAUGGAUGAUAAGGAUGAUACCAUGGAGUUACUUAAAAAGGCUGAUGCACAGAAUCCAAAUCUAGAAAACAUCGAAGAGGUUGUGGAAGUGGAUGCAGACGACAAGAAUAACACUGUGACUCUCAUCAAGCAAGCGCCAACACAAGACGUACGUACCUCAGACAUGCGAGACAGCCUAGAAUCUACUGAAAAGCUGUUAGAGCCAGUCUGUCCAACACUGGAACCUGUUAAGGAGGAAUCACCCUCACAAGCCAGUAAGCCAGAUCGAGCUGCUCCAUGUCCAACUCCUCUGUACUUCUCAUCAGAACCAUCUAUAUCACAGCAACACAGGGGAAAACACACAAGGCGGAAACAUGGGGACCAGGACAAGCCCAAGGGGGCUGCUCUUAGACCUUUACCUCAGCUUCCUGUUGACCGUGUAGCUGUGGAGGGGAAAAAGAGGAGCAGGAGGGGCACAGAAAGCAAGAAAGCUGACAUUACUGUGACCUCAGAAUCAGUUAGCCCCCAUGACAAUGGACUUUUACCACUACCACAGGAUCGUCCUCUCUCUGCCAGAGAGAGAAGAAGACUGAGGCAGUCCCAAGAGAGUGCCAGCCAACCAGGUGCUAGCGCUGUACGAAGGGCAUCUUGUGAUGUCACGUCCACCAAGGCUGAGUGCCACGGUGCCCCAUUUACUCGAUCUGUUUCUGCAUCUUUCACAGAGUCCAGCAGUAAGCAGGAUAAGUUUCUGGAACAAAAGUCAGAUGAAGAUGAAUGCAGCUCAUCCACAAGUUCCACAGAGCGUUCAGAAGGAGACUGCAGGGAAAGAAAGACUGAAUCCAGUGAAAUGCAUGACCUAGUCGAUAUGAUGACUCAGACUUUGAGAAUGGAUGCUGGAGACGGUGUAAGUGAGGGGGACAAAGGAAGAUUCGGCUCUACUGCACUGCCAGAGUUUAAACUGAACAGGAAGUACAGAGACACCCUGGUGCUUCAUGGGAAGGCUCGAGAGAAAGUGGAGAACUUGUCACUUGGUGAAAUACCAAUAGAAGGCUCUCCUUCUGGUCCAGCCAAGAUAAGAAGAGCCAUAGAACGCCUGAGAACAGAUGUGGUAAAAGGCCUGGGGGUCAAGCUGUUGGACAGAGUGCUGGAAGUGAUGGAGGAGGAGGAUGAUAUCAAAAGAGAACUGUGCCUUCGUGACCUGAUGGGAGACGAGAAGUACCAAGCUUAUGCUGUGAUGGUGAGGCAGCUGAAAUUAUUUGAGGAUAUUGCCUUCAAGGUUUAAAAAGCAGUAUACAUGUAAGCUUACACAUUUUUCACAAUCGUGUGUGGAAAACCUGCGUGAAGGUGGAGGCACAUAUCAUGAUUGAUGCUGCAUAUCAAGAUGGUCUUUGUAUGAAAUGCAUCAGCUUUGAGGUUCAAACAUGGACUGAAUUAAAAACUGUUCAAAGGCAACUUUUUCCUGCCAGUACCAAUGUGGUUGUUUGGGGCUGUUACAUUUUCCCUCCUGUCAUACAGGUAUAAUCUUAUAUGGGCAAUCACAUGUAAAUGACUGUAUUUUUUUUUUUUUAAACUUCAUUUCAAUAUAAACACAAAAUGUGAAAUUAAUCUUAUUUUCUACAUGCCUAUGCAAAGAUUUGUCAUGUUAAAGCACUCUCUCUUUCUACUUGCUAUAGUGGAAUAUCCCUUUAUUUAGAAUGGAAGCCAGAAUUUCUAUAAUUGUUUCAUCUGUUGAGGACACUAGAUCUUCCUCCUACUGCUCGACUGUAUUUUCUCAUACCCCAAAUAAUGUAAACUAGACAUACUGUAGAUAUUAACAUUUGAAUAAUUUCUAAUAAAUCUUGUAUGCAUUU